AUGAAGCCGCCGAAGCGGGGCUCCCGCCGCCCCAGCGGCAAGGUGGUGAGGCAGCAGCCGAAGCGGUUCUUUCGCCAGCAGGGGGACUUCCCCGUGUACCAGAAGCCCUACCCGGUGGCGCUGCGCCCGGCGGAGCCGCCCGCCACGCGCGACCUGCAGGACAGCGCCCUGGACGCGGAGGCGGCGGAGGGCUUCGGGGACCGCGCCAGGAAGGUGAAGCCCCACCUCGUGCGGCAGGCGCUGGCCCCGCCCGCCGCCCCGGGGCGCGCGGGGCCUGGCGACAUGGCCAAGGUCCGCUACCUCAGGGAGCAGCGCCUCGCCGAGCCGCGGGUGGCAGACUUCGACGCCGCGCGCGACGUGGGCGAGGAGUUCGCCGCGGAGCUGGAGGACGCGAAGGCGAAGGCCCGGGCGCGCCGCAACUACAAGUGGAUGCCCAACCCGUACGGGGAGCGGCCCGGAGCCUUGGGCACGGACCCGAAGGCCCAGGCCAGAUACUACGACAAGUACUUCGACGGCCAGAGGCUGGAGGAGGACCGCAGGGCCGCCCCCGGCCCCGACGGGGAGGACCUGCGCGAGGGCGGCCGGCCGCCGCCGCGGCGGCCCCGGGUGUCGCCCAGGCAGUUCUGGUACAAGCCCGACUACGUCACCCCCGACCCGCACAUGGUGCCCCUGAUGACGUCCAAGGAGCUCAAGUUCGCGAUGGUCAACGAGGCGCACCUCGUCCGCCGCUGGCGCGCCUCGCAGCCCGAGGGCAAGGCCUCCGGCCUGCCCCACGGCUCGAAGGAGGUUUGGAUGGCGUUCGGGCACCGGGCCGCCGAGCUGGCGAAAGGCCGGGAGCUGGCCGUGCCGGACCACCCCAAGCAGAAGCUGCUGCAGCGCUGCAGCAACUGCACGGCGCUGCGCUUCCUGCAGGCCGUCGGGCACGUGCAGGCGGGGCCCUACAGCGCCCUGCUGGUGCUGGUCACGCGCGUCCUCGAGCACCUGCAGGAGCUGAAGCCUCAGCAAUGCUUCUACUUCCUCCAGGCGAUGAGCAGGCUGCGGCUGAAGCACCCCAAGGCGGCGCUGGUGCUCGAGAGGAUGAGCCUGGCGUGGAGGACACUGGAGCACAAGAUGCUCGUGAAGGCCGCGAACGCUGUCGCCAAGCUCGACCUGGGCAGCCACCUGUGGGCCCGCCCGCUGAAGCUGGCGCUGAGCGGGGCCAUCCCGCACAUGAAGGGCGAGCACCUCGCCAACCUGAAGGCGAUAGCGGUCAUGGAGCUCCUGGGGGAGCCAGAGGCGAUGCGGGGCUACCUGGAGAAGUCCAUGGAAACCAGGGGCCAGCGGGCAUGA
Messenger RNA from Prorocentrum cordatum, 1329 nucleotides. The record is from the annotation of a GenBank genome assembly. Lineage: Eukaryota; Dinophyceae; Prorocentrales; Prorocentraceae.